AUGGGGUGGAAUUUAUGGUAUGGUUGUGGGUUUGUAAGUGUGGGGGGGGGGGGGGGGGGGGGGGUUGGGGGUGGUGGGGGGGUGUGGGGUGGGGGUGGGGUUGGUGGUGUGGGGGGUGGGUGGGGGUGUUGGGGGGGGGGGGGGGGUGUGUGGGGUGGGGGGUUGGGGGGGUGUGGUGGUGGGGGGGUGGGGGGGGGGUGGGGGUGGUGGGUUGUGGGGGUGGGGGGGUUGGUGGUUGGGUGGGUGGGUUGGUGGGGGUGGUGGGGGGGGGUGGGGGGUGGGGGGGGGGGGGUGGGUGGGUGGUGUGGGGGGGGUGGGGGUGGGGGUGGGGUGGGGGGGUGUGGGGUGGUGGGUGGGUUGGUGGUGUUGGUGGGGGUGGUUGGGGUGGGGGGUUGUGGGGGUGUGGGGGGGGGUGGGGUGGGGUGGUUGGGUGGGUGUGGUGGGGGUUGUUGGUGGGGGGGGUGUGGUGGGGGGUGGGGGUGGGUGGGGGGGGGGGGGGGGUGGGGGUUGUGGGUGGGGGUUGGGGUGGGUGGGUGGUGGGGGGUGUGGGGUGGGUGGGGGUGGGGGUGUGGGGGGGUGGGUGGGUUGUGGGGGUGGGGUGGGUUGGGGUGGUGUGUUGGUGUGGGUGGUGGGUGGGGGGGUGGGGGGGGUGUGGGGGGUGGGGGGGGUGUGGGUGGUUGGUGGGUGGUGGGGGGUUGGGGGGGGGUGGGUGGGUGGGGGGGUGUGGGUGGUGGGGGUUGGGUGGUGGGGGGUGGGGUGGGUGGGGGGUGUGUGGUGGUGGUGGGUGGGGGUGGGGGGGGUUGGGUGGGGGGUGUUGGUGGGGGUGGGGGUGGGGGGUGGUGUGGGGUGGUGGGGGUGUGGGGUGUGGUGGUGGGGGUGGUUGGGGUGGGGGGUGGGGUUGGGGGUGGGUUGGGUGGGUUGGUUGGGGUGGGGGUGGGGUGGUGGGUGUGGGUGUGGUGGGGGUGGGGGGGGUUGGGGGGGGUGGGGGUGGGGGGGGGGUUGGUUGUGGGUUUGUGGUGUGUGGUGGGGUUGUGGUUGUGGGGUGGGGUGGUUUGGUUGUGGGGUGGGUGGGGGUGGGUUGGGGUGGGGUGUGGGUUGGGGUGUGGGGGUGGUGUGGUUGGUGUGGGGGGUGGGGUGUGGUGGGGGGUGUGGGGUGGGGGUGGGUUUGGUGGGGUGGGGGGUUGUGGGUGUGUGGGGGUGGUGGGGUGGGGGUUGUGGGGUGGGGUGGUGUGGGGGGUGUGGGUGGUUGGUGUUGGGUGGGGUUGGGGUGGGGUGGUGUGGUGGGUGUGGGGUGUGGGGGGGUGUUGUGGGUGUGGGGUUUGGUGGGUGGGUGUGGUUGGUGUGGGGUGUGUUGUGGGUGUUGUGGUGGGUGGGGGUUGGUGGGGUGGGGUUGGUGGGGUUGGGGGGGGGUUGGGGUGUGUUUGGUGGGUGUGGUUUGGGGUUGUGGUGGGGUGGGUGGGGGGGUUGUGGGGUGGGGUGGGUGUGGGGUUGUGUGGUGGGUGUUGGGUGGGGGUGGGUGUUUGGGUGGGGGUUGGGUGUGGUGUUUGGGGUUUGUGGGGUGGGUUGUGUGUGGGGGGUGGUUUGUGGUGUGGGGGUGGGUGGUGUGGGGUGUGGGGGGUGGGUUGGUGGGUGGGUGUUGUUGUGUUGGUGGGUGGGGGGGUGGUGGGGGGGGGUGUGUGGUGGUUGGGUGUGGGGUGGGUUGGGGGUUGUGGGGUUGUGGUGGGGUUGGUGGGGGGUGGGUUGGGGUUGUGGUUGUGUGGUGGGGUGUGUUGGGGGGGGUGGGGGGGUGGGGUGGUGGUUGUGGUGGUGGGUGGGUGGGUGGGGUGUGGUGGUGGUGGGUUGGGGUGGGGGUGGUUGGUGGGGGUGGGGGGGUGGGGUGGGGGGUGUGGGGUGGGGGUGUGGGGGGUGGGGGUGUGUGGUGGUUGGGGUUGUGGUUGGUGGGGUUGUGUGGUGUGGGUGGUGGGGUUUUGGGGUGGGUGUGUGGUUUGUUGGGUGUGGUGGUUGUUGUUGGUGUGUGUUGUGGUGUGGGGGUGGGUGGGGUGUGUGGUUGUGUUGUGGGGGGGUUGUGGGUGGUUGGUGGUGGUGGGUGGUUGGUGGGUUGUGGGGUGGGGGGGGUGUGUGGGGUGUUGUGGGGUGGGGGUGUUUGUGGGGGGUGGGGUGUGGUGGGGGGGGGGGGGGGGUGGUGGGGGUGGGGUGGGUGUGGGUGGGUGGGGUGGGGGUGGUUGGGUGUGGUGGGGGGGGUGUUGGGGGGGUGGGGGUGUGUGUUGUGUGUGGGUGGUUGGGUGUUUGGGGGUUGUGGUUGGGGGGGUUGUUGGUGUGGGGUGGGUGUGUGUUUUGGGUGGUGGUGUGGUGGGGUUGGGUGUGGUUUGGUGGGGGUGGUGGGUGGUGGGUGUGGUGUGGGUGGUGGGUGGGGGGUUGUGGGGUGUUGUGUGGGUGGGGUGUGGUGGUGGGUGGUGUGGGGGGGGUGUGUGGGGUGUGGGGGGGUGUGGGGGUGGGGGGUGUGGGUGGGUGGUUGUGGUGGGGUGUGUGGGGUUGUGGUUGUGGUGUGGGGGGUUGGGUUGGUGUGUUGUGGUGUGUGGGGUGGGUGUGGUGUUGGGGGGUUUGUGGGUGGGUGUGUGUGGUGGUGUGGGGGUGGUGUGUUUGGGGUGUUGGGGGGUGUUGGGUUUUGUUGUGGGGUGGGUGGGGGUGGUGGGGUUUGGGUGGUGUGUUGGUGGGGGUGGGGUUGUGGUUGGUGGGGUUGUGGGUGGUUUGUGGUAUGGUGUUGGGGUGGGUGUGGGGGGUGUGGUUGGUUGUGGUGUUUGGGGUGGUGGGGGUGUUGUUGGGUUGGGGUGGGUGUGGGGGUGUUGGUGGGGUGGGUGGUAUGGGUUUUUUGUUGUGGUUGUUUGGUGUGUGGGUGUUGUGGUGGGGGGGGUGUGUUGGUUGUGUGUUUGUUGGUGGUUUGGUUGUGGUGAUGGGGUGGGGGUUUUUAGAUGGUGGUGGGUUGGGGGGUGGUGGUGGGGUGUGGGGGGUGGUGGUGGGGUUGUGUGUGGUGUGGAUUUGGUUGGUGAUAAGUGGGUGGGGUUAGGUUGGGGGGGGUGUGAUAGUAUGUGGGGGAUGGUGUUGGAUGGGGUGAAUGUGGGGUGUGGGUGGGAAGGUUUUGGGGGGUUUGUAGGUUAUGUUUAG
Messenger RNA from Knipowitschia caucasica, 3162 nucleotides. NCBI's taxonomy places the organism in Eukaryota, Metazoa, Chordata, Actinopteri, Gobiiformes, Gobiidae. The record is from the annotation of a GenBank genome assembly.